ACCGCGGCGCCGCUGAAAGUCCGGGUGGGUGUAGAUGGCGCCGCUCCGCUGAGAGAGCGGCGGGAAGCUCGGCCUCUCUAGUCGCCCACUCCGCUCCGCCCCGGAGGAGCCAGUUCCUCCCCCGGCCCCGAGCCAUGCCCAUCGCGGCCGCCUUGGAGGAGCCAGGUAUAAAUUAAUCUUCUAAAAGCAGUUGAACAAUGGAACCAGAUAUCAUUCGAAUGUACUCUUCAUCUCCACCACCAUUAGACAAUGGAGCUGAUGAUGAUGAUGAAGAUGAAUUUGGAGAAUUUGGUGGGUUUUCUGAAGUCAGCCCUUCUGGUGUAGGAUUUGUUGAUUUUGAUGCACCAGAGUUUACUAAUUCCAAGGAAGAAUUUAUAUCUUCAAAUCAUUUUAUGCCGAUUCAUGGUUUCUCAGAAAAUGUAGAUAGCUUUACAAGCUUUAAGCCCAUUAAAAAUGGUAAUGGUAAUGGUAAAGACAGCAUUGCUGAACUUCCUAGUCUUAUGAAGGAACAGUCUGAUGUUUUAUCUUCUACCACCAGCAAAGAAAUAAUUCAGUCAAGAACUUCAGAUACUUUAAUUGACAAUAUAGGAAGUCCAGGAGAUUUAAAUGAAGUAGUAGGGCAGAGAGAAAAGGGUGGGACAUCAGAAAGCUUCCCUUCUGACAGCUUUAGAAUUGAUAUGAAAAUAGUUAGUCAUGACGAGCAAAUAGAUAGCUGUAAUGGUGAGAAACCCACAUGUAUAGAGAUUCUAACAAAUGGGUUUGCAGCACUGGACACUGUAAAUCCUCAGGGAAAGGAAAACUUAGACAUCAUUGAUUCAGAGAGACUAAAAAGUCACAGCACUGAGUUUCAUUUAGACUCCACACCCAGUCCUGCUGAGGAAUUUGCAGAUUUUGCCACAUUUUCCAAAAAGGAAAGGGUACAACUGGAAGAAAUAAGAUGUGAAGUUUUAAAUGUCAGAGAAGCACUAACUAUUCAGGAAAACAAUAAAAUAAAUAAAAUCCAUGAAGGAAGUUCUGUAAAACAGAUGUCUUUGGAUAGAAGCUGUGAAAAUGAAGAAAAGACUCUUGGUCAAGAGAAUCAGGUUUGCAUUUCAGAAAUCAGUGUAGUAACUAAUGAAAAAUAUGACCCUUCGACACUGGAACAAAUUGAAUCAGAUACUAGCACACAAUCAGCCUUGAAUUCAGUAGACACAACUGAUAAUGCAGAAAUGCUUAGCAGGAGAGAACAGUGUGAAGCUAAUGAGAAACUUGAUUUCUUAACUUUUAAAUGUGCAGCCUUGUGUAUGGACAGUAUUAAAACUUCUGAAACCAAUGACAUUAGUUAUCGUCCCAAAGAAGAAACUGUUAAAUUUACAAACAUCCAAAGCACCAGCAUAGAUCUGACAGAAGAAAAUGUUUUUGAUGAGUCUACAGAUUUGAAAAAUGGUGAUAGUAGUAAUGAUUUUGUAUCUUGCAGUGAUACAAACGAAGAUGAUUUUGGUGAUUUUGGCACAGUCAGUGGUGCAACUCCACCUUUUGUUAGUGGUACUCAAGAUUCAAUGAGUGACAUAACUUUUGAAGAGUCCUCAGAACAGUUUCUGCAUUUUAGUGAACCAGGUGAUGACUUUGGUGAUUUUGGGGAUACAGAUGCUGCUACUUGCCAAGAGGAAAUAACAUAUUCUCAAUUAGAACUGAAGCAGACUUCUGAUAGUUUAUCAGAAGGGUAUGAAGUUGCAAGGAAGUCUUCUGUGUCAGGAAUUGAACCUCCUUCAAAACUAAAAAAUGGUGGUUAUAGUCAAUUUGGGUCUCUUGAUUUGGGGCCAAAAAUUCAAGAUGAGUGCAGUGCUUUUCAAGACCCUGAUGAUUUUGCAGAUUUUAGUUCAGCUGGUCCUAACCAAGCUGCAGAUUGGAAUGCCUUUGAGGAUGAACAAAAGGAGAGUUGCUCUUGGGCUGCAUUUGGAGAUGAGCAGACUGUGGAGUCUCCCCUUAGAAAAGAGUCCUGCCAGUCACAUAGGACAGGUGAAAGCAUUGUUAGUCCAUUGACCCAAAAGACUCACACUGUUCCUCUGCCACCUUCUCAAGGAGCAGCUGUUAGUGACCAUUCACAUGAAUCAGCGUCUUCGAUUCAGAUAGCAUUGCUAAACCGCCUUGAACGAAUAUUUGAAGCCUGUUUUCCUUCCUUACCUGUCCCUGAAACUAAAGAAAGAGUUACUUCCCUGGAGCACUUGCUAGAAGCAGGCAAUACACAGAUCAGAACAAGAGAGGCUUUGGGUGAAAAUUGGGAACUACUGGAUGUGUGGACAGAGCUACAGGAUAUCCAUGAUGCAUAUGGCCUGAGAUACCAGUGGGGUGGCUCCCAUAGCAACAAGAAACUUUUGUGCUCCUUGGGAAUCGACACACGAAAUAUUCUCUUUACGGGCAAUAAGAAGCAACCUGUUAUAGUGCCCAUGUAUGCAGCAGGACUGGGUAUGUUAGAACCCACGAAGGAACCAUUGAAACCACUAUCUGCUGCAGAGAAAAUAGCUUCCAUUGGUCAAACACCCCUUAUAACACCAGAGAUGAGUGCAUGUACAUCUGAUCAAUUACAGGAAUCUCUACCACCUGUCCAGUUUGACUGGAGUAGCAGUGGCCUUACUAACCCUUUAGAUGCUAGUGGAGGUUCCACUCUCCUGAACCUUGAUUUCUUUGGGCCCGUGGAUGACAGUAGCUCUAGCAGCAGCACCACCAUCCCAGGUGUGGAUCCAGAGUUGUAUGAGUUGACAACUUCAAAACUGGAAACCGCCAACUCAAGCAUAAAAGUGACUGAUGCAUUUGCAAGACUCAUGUCCACAGUAGAGAAGACGAGCACAUCAACCAGGAAACCUAAAAGAGAAGAGCGUCUGAGUGAAGAGGCUGCCAAGGUGAUUGCUAGCCUUCCCGACUUAACCUUCAUGCACGCCAAGGUGCUGAUGUUCCCAGCUACGCUAACACCUUCAACAAGCUGCCACGAGAAGGCAGACUGAUAAGCGAUAUGAAUUGGACAGUUUAUAUUGAUUUUUCCUUCCUUCCUUUCCCUUCCCACCACCAAAAGCAUACUUGCUUUAAUUAAAAAAAAAAUAAAAACAAAAAACAAAUUUCAAGUUCAGCUGAUUUGUUGGUAAGCAACACUAGAAAGAUAUACAUAGUAAUGUAUAUUUAUUUACAUACUGAAGUCCUAAAUUUAUAUUAGAAAAAUGUAAAUAAUUGGGGGUGAACAUUUUUGAAGAUUUAUUCUUUUUGUGUUGCUGGGGUGUAUACAUUUAUGUCUUUGUGAAAUACACUGGUAGUGUCCUUCUUACAAAACUUUUAAAAUUUAAAAAAAAACAGAAUUGAAAACUCAAAUCUUCACUGUCUGUGAAAUCCCCUUCAGGAAUUUUUCAGAUUGCAUUGAAUGUCCUCUUAAUUUUGUCUAACACAUUGAAUUACUUUUGCUAUUACAAGUGAGCUCCAAAGAUCACUUUAUUGUAUUGUAUUUUAUUUUAUUUUAUUUUAUUUUAUUUUAUUUUAUUUUGUAUGUGGUGGGUUUGGUUCAGAUCUUAAAAAAAGAAAAGGCUGUUGCUGAAGAUUUGGGACUAGUUUUUAAUCUUUUCAAUCUGGCAUAUUGCUGUACGGCCUUUUAUAGGUACUUUCAUCAGUCGCUAUUCUGUUAAUAGGGAUGGAUCAUUGUCAGAACUUGAUUGGGAGGGGCUGUAUUAGAAAAAGAUUGUGUCUGCUUUAAUCAUUUUGAUUUGGAGAAGGACCAAAAUCAUAUGAAUGUCUUGCAGUGAAAGUUACCUGUUACUGAUUUUUUUUGGUUCUAUUAUACCACUAUUUUGUUUGAGGAUUUUGCACAGUGUAAAAUGACAUAAUCAUAGAUUGCUAUGGUUUAGGCUGUAUAUACAGUUAAAAGACUAUGGGUUGUAAAUGUUUGGGGAAAUUCCUAUGGAAAAAAAGAGAGAUGUAGAAGAACCUCUAACAAGGUUAAUAUGCAUGCCCCAGGUCUUUUGAGAUUUAAGUGUGUAAAUUUCCUUUUAGCUUAUACAGAAAUAAAAUAAUUUAAAAGAUA
Molecule: messenger RNA, 4042 nt
Organism: Phascolarctos cinereus (koala)
Lineage: Eukaryota; Metazoa; Chordata; Mammalia; Diprotodontia; Phascolarctidae
Gene: AFTPH
Product: aftiphilin
Biological process (GO): intracellular transport
Cellular component (GO): AP-1 adaptor complex; trans-Golgi network membrane
Molecular function (GO): clathrin binding
Source: RefSeq, a predicted model, not a curated record